AUCUAUUUCUUUGCGAGUUGAUAGAACAAGAAAACAAUAUUUUUGUGAGAAAAAUUGUUACUUUUAUUGAAUAAAGAUUUCAAAAAAAAUAAUAAAAGAAAAACCAAAUAAAAUGCAACAAGUGAGCGCAACUGAAACGACUGUUGAAAAAAUCAUUCCAACUAUUUCAUUGGACGAUAGUUCUCAAGGAGAACAAAACUUGACAGCUAGCUCUUCAAAAGAAAUUUCUGAACAAACUUCUUCGAUUGAGGAGGGGGAGCUUGCAGAUGAGAAUGAAUCUGUAGAAUUUUUGUUUGAAAUUAGAUUUUCGCAUAAGAACGUCUACGAUGAGCUUGGAGAAUUGAUUAUUGAAGCAAUACAAGGGAAACUUGAAAGUGCCAGCAGCGAAGGCAAUAAAGAAAUCAAUUAUUGUAUCAAAGACAAGAAAGACGGAGUGCUCAUUCGUGUCGAGAAGCAUAACCAACAACAUGAUUCUGAAAUAAAACGAAAAAUAGAACAAAGACGCGAAAGGGAUCGCGUUAAAGAACAGUCGCCUGAUCUCAGUGGUUUAUCCGAAUUAUUUACAAUUGACACGGAUCCCGUUCAAAAACUGGAUAGUGUUCAAGUGCCCUCUUAUAAACGAGCUGUAAAAGAUGUUUUACUAGAUGAAGAGACGGAAACGCAAAGGAAACAGAGCGAAGAAAAAAACAAUAUGAAAAGGCCAAAGCAGGGCGGUGCUUGCUUCAAUUGUGGAGCUACGGAGCACGGCUUAAAAGAUUGUCCCGUGCCACGUAAUCCUAAGCGCAUAAGAACUGCAAAAAAGUUUAUUACUAAAUCGGAACGUUAUCAUGUUGAUGUUGAACAACGCUUUGCUCAUUUGCGGCCAGGUCGUAUAAGUGACAAUUUAAGAGAAGCAAUGUGCCUGAAGCGAGGCGAAUUACCGUUUUUUUUUUAUCGCAUGCGGUAUUUGGGCUACCCUCCAGGCUGGUUGGAAGAUGCGAAAGUUGAACAUUCUGGAAUAACUCUAUUUAAUUCGGAUGGCUCUGCUGUUUUGAAUUCAGAUCAAGAUGAAGGUGAGGUUGAGCCCCGAACUUACAGAUACGACGCUUCCAAAAUUAUUGAUUUCCCUGGUUUUAAUCAAUAUCCUGGUGAAAAUUUCUACGAUGAUUACAGACACCAUAAUGUGCCUCCAUUUGAUAAACGCCAGUUAAAGGAUGAGUUUAUUAAAUCUUUGGGUGACAACGUCCUGACUGGUUACAAACGCAAAAAGCUUAAAGAUUUAAAUAUCUCUAAUAGUACUACAGAAGGCCAAAAUAAUGCCACUACCUUAGAAAUAACAGAUAUGGAAAUUGAAGAUGCAGAUAGCGGUGAUCAAAUUUUGGAAUUUAUACGACCGCCUGUACCUCUAAUGGAGUCGACGGUAGAGAAUAAACCUCCACCGCCGCCGUCACCAAUGUCCCUCGUAGACCCGACAUUAGAAGAGAGAGUGGAUGUAAACAAAGUAAUAAUAGAUUGCGAUGAAGACAGAUCCCAGUCUCCUAGUCUGGAAGAUCUGCAAGCAAAGCAACAACUGUUAUUGCAGGAAUUACAAGCUAACAUCUCCAUAACAACCGAACAUGAAGACUCAAGUGUAGAAGUUUUGAUAUUAGACGACAGUGAAUAUAAUAUGAAUUCAUUUUCUGUAAACAGUUCUGCGAAGAACAGUAAAACAAACUGUGAAUUGCCCGCCAAUGCACAAAACAAAGACACUACGGAACCACUUAUAAAAGAAUCAUUUGUAGGCACACCUUUAAUUAAAUUUUCACCAUACGACUGCUUGCCAACGGGUGAGAAUUUUAAAGUCGGAGUAAGCGAUGUGAUCAAUUUUGAGAACUUACCUGAUUCUACGGGAAAAUAUGCACAAAUGAAAAAAAUUUUAAAAAGGGUGCGAGAUACUGUUCAUACUCUAAAUAACAAGGAUGAGUGAUUAUUAAAACUUUUACAUAUGAAUUAAGUGUGGAUAACCACCUCUUUUUUUCAAUAAAAUGGACAUUUAAUACAAACUGGUUACUGUUUAUAUGGCAAGAAAAACAGCCUUUAAGACAAGCUUGUCCAUCAUUACAAUGCAAACUGCAAAUCCUACUCGAACAUAUAGCUCUUUUCAGUAUUUUAAUUGAAUUGACGGCUCAUUAUUCAUCACGUCAUCUUGACGAUCUUCUCUCCUCUACAGCAAGAGGCCAAAAACAAGCCGCGAACACACAAAACGUGUAUUUGCGGGAAAAUGCUGCAAAAGUCGAUCCUAUUGUAUGCUAACUAUGUAAACGGCUUGAAAAUAGAUGUCUCCAAUUUGCACACUGCGCGAAUUUUGUUUCCUGCACGAACGCUAGUUAAGGCAUUUGGUUUCACUUUUUAUUUGCUAGUAAAAUAAAAGGAAUGUCGUCGUCUAGUCGAACUAAAACGUAAAUUUUUUUUGGAUAUAUUUAUUGUAUAUUUAAAUACAUUUACACA
Molecule: messenger RNA, 2466 nt
Organism: Glossina fuscipes
Lineage: Eukaryota; Metazoa; Arthropoda; Insecta; Diptera; Glossinidae
Product: zinc finger CCHC domain-containing protein 8 homolog
Exons: 5
Coding region: 113-1945 (610 amino acids)
Cellular component (GO): catalytic step 2 spliceosome
Molecular function (GO): zinc ion binding; RNA binding
Source: RefSeq, a predicted model, not a curated record